Molecule: messenger RNA, 2536 nt
Organism: Nematostella vectensis (starlet sea anemone)
Lineage: Eukaryota; Metazoa; Cnidaria; Anthozoa; Actiniaria; Edwardsiidae
Product: peroxisomal acyl-coenzyme A oxidase 1
Exons: 16
Coding region: 286-2271 (661 amino acids)
Biological process (GO): fatty acid beta-oxidation using acyl-CoA oxidase; lipid homeostasis
Cellular component (GO): peroxisome
Molecular function (GO): acyl-CoA oxidase activity; FAD binding; fatty acid binding
Source: RefSeq, a predicted model, not a curated record
UUUUAACACCGGGACGGAAAUUUAUCGAUUAGACAAUCAAGCUCGAUAAUUUGCCGUAAAUUGGAAAAGUAAAACUGAUAACCACUAAUGGAACUUUCCUUUAUAAGUUCAAUUUAGAGCGAAAUGCAAGUUCAUAAUUGAUAAGAUAUCGCAAAGAUGACAAGGUUAGAAUAAGAUAAAUUCACCAACUAAAAACUCAUUCCCUGCGACUUUAGGUUACCUGUGUUCGGUAUUGCUCGGAGUCAGCAAACAAGCAACAACAUCUUUUACAAAAAUGUCCGUCAAAUGAAUCCAGAUAUCGCUAGAGAGAGGUCUAAAGCCUCGUUUGAUAUUCAAGAACUAACGUAUUUUCUGGAUGGAGGCAAGGAAAAGACGAGUAGAAGGCGUUAUCUAGAGUCUUUACUGUCUAAUGACCCAGUGUUUGAAAAAGAUCAGGACUGGUUCUAUGGUAGAGAAGGUUCCUAUGAGAACUCCUUAAGGAAGGGUGUUCAUUUUAUUGACAUUGUAAGGACACAUAAGAUCACAGACAAGUAUGAACUGCAAGUCUUAGAAAGAGCUAUUGGAUACCCUUUACCAACACUACUGAAUGAUCUGAUGUUCAUACCAACAAUAAAGACACUAGGGACGAAGAGACAGCAGGAGAAAUGGAUUCCCUUAGCAAAGAGCUACCAGAUCCUCGGGACAUAUGCGCAAACCGAAAUGGGACAUGGUACCUUUAUCCGCGCUAUCGAGACAACAGCAACAUAUGACACAACAACACAGGAAUUUGUACUUCACAGUCCAUCACUGACAGCGGCUAAAUGGUGGCCAGGAUCAUUGGGACACACCUGCAGUCAUGCCAUUGUCCUUGCCCAGCUCUACAUAGGAAAAAAGAGUUAUGGCAUCCAGUUUUUCAUGUUACAGAUCAGAGACCCAGUCACUCGGAGGCCGACACCAGGUGUCAAACUUGGUGACAUCGGACCAAAGGGAAGCUUUCUGAUAAACUCACAGGAGAAUGGUUACCUGUUGUUAGAUCAUGUGAGAGUGCCACGGGAUCAUAUGCUUAGUGCUCUAGCUGAGGUAAUGGCGGAUGGGACAUUUGUGAAAUCAUCGAAUGAGGAUGCUGAUAAGGUCCUAUACAGCAUCAUGUUAUACGUACGCUCAACAAUACCCCAGGAUGCAUACUUUAUAGCUUCCCGAGCAAUCACUAUAGCAGUACGAUAUAGCGCUGUUAGACGACAGAGUGAGCUAAAACCUGGACAAGGCGAAUUACAAAUCUUGGAUUACUCGACACAGCAGGACAAGCUUCUACCUUCUCUGGCAACUGCUUACGCCUACAAAUUCGCUUCUGAUCGCAUCCGAAUCGAGUAUGAACGGGCCAAUACCAAGUGGACUACAGGAGAUUUUUCCAAUCUGCCAGAGCUCCAUGUGCUGACCAGUGCAAUGAAGGCUUACACAACAUCCGGGGCUCGUCUGCUUGCGGACACUUGUCGGUUAGGCUGUGGUGGCCAUGGUUUCUCCAUGUUUAGCCUGCUGACCGAGCUGUUUGCUGUCGCGAGUGCAGCUUGUACAUACGAAGGAGAAAACACUGUGCUCUAUCUGCAGGUCGCAAGGUUUCUGCUGAAGUGUGUAUCUAAGGCGCGACUCGAGCCCAGACUUCCACCCUCAGUGUCGUACCUUUUGGAUGAGAGUACACGUGACUGGCGUUGUACAUGCUCAUCCCCGCGGCAGUUAGACUCACAGACACAGCUGCGGAUUUACAAAGCUCGCGCCUCCAGACUCAUCAACAUGACUGCAGACAAGAUGCAAGCGGAUGUAAUACUUGGAAUGGAUCCUGUGGACUCAUGGAAUAAGAACUCGGUGGAUCUUGUAAGAUGUGCUAAGGCACACAGCUCCUAUCUGAUUGUACAGUUUUUCCUUGAUGCUCUAAGCCAGUCAAAUUCAAGUCGUGAGAUAGCAUCCGUUCUUAAGAGCCAAUCAGAUCUCUAUGCCUUAUAUGGUAUCGUUGAGGACUCAGGUAGUUUUAUGGAGUGUGGAGUUCUGACUGUGGAUCAAAUAGCAAUGAUCAGAGAUCAAGUUUACUCUCUCUAUCAGAUUAUCAGGCCAGACGCGGUCGCGCUGGUUGACGCGUUUGACUACUCGGACUUUGUCCUCAACUCCGCACUUGGGCGUUACGACGGUCAGGUAUACCAGCGGUUGUUCGAGCUUGCGCAGAAAUCACCGCUGAACAAGUCUCCGGUUCAGCCUUCAGCCAAGAAAUAUCUACCUCAGCUUCACAAAUCCAAGCUUUGAGAAAAUCUGUAACCAGGCCUUUUUAGUUCAAAUCGAGGCCUACUAUCUUUUCACAGACAACAAAAGAAUAUAUUUUUUUUUAAUUAGAUAUGGUCCGUAUUUUAAUGCUUCCUUACAUUAUAUUAAUACAUUAUUUUUGCACAAUAUCACGGGUUUUAAAUAUGAUCCAUCCGUUUAUUGACUUACAAAAGGGAUUUAUGCAUCAAAUUGUACGUCAAAUUACUUAUCACCCUAAUGAAGAAAUUGAGUAAAAAACGCCGAUAGA